CUAAAAGGAAACCCCCACCAAUGGGUGAAAGAGCUGAUGGGAGAAGAAAGUUAGAUUGUUACUAACAGGGAAAAAAGACCAGGCUCGUGGCAGCGAGAACUAAUUUCCAAAAUGGCUACUCCUCUGAAAAGGGACAUAAACACAAGUGACCAAGAAGAUCAAAAACCUAAGGAAGAAGAGGACUUGGAACACUUCUCAAAAGAACGACUAAUGUCCAAGAUGGCUACUCCUCCAAAAAGAACCAUAAGCACAAGUGACCAGGAACACCAAAAAGAAAAGGAAGAAGAGAACUUGGAAGCCUCCUCAAAAGAACUACUGAUGUCCAAGAUGGCUACUCCUCCAAAAAGAACCAUAAGCACAAGUGACCAGGAACACCAAAAAGGCAAGAAAGAAGAGAACUUGGAAACCCCCUCAAAAGAACUACUAAUGUCCAAGAUGGCUACCCCUCCAAAAAGCACAAGUGACCAGGAACACCAAAAAGCCAAGAAAGAAGAGGACUUGGGAGCUUUCUCAAAAGAACUACUAAUAUUCAAGAUGGCUACCCCUCCAAAAAGCACAAGUGACCAGGAACACCAAAAAGCCAAGGAAGAAGAGAACUUGGAAGCUUUCUCAAAAGGUAAAGGAGAAGGUAAACUUCUUGAGAAACUAAUAAUAUUCGAGAUGGCUACUCCUCCAAAAAGAACCAGAACAAGUGACCAGGAACACCAAAAAGCCAAGGAAGAAGAGGGCUUGAAAGCACCCUCAAAAGGUGAAGGAGAAGGUAAACUUCUUGAGAAACUAAUAAUAUUCGAGAUGGCUACUCCUCCAAAAAGAACCAGAACAAGUGACCAGGAACACCAAAAAGCCAAGGAAGAAGAGGGCUUGGAAGCCCCCUCAAAAGGUGAAGGAGAAGAACUACUAAUGUCCAAGAUGGCUACCCCUCCAAAAAGCACAAGUGACCAGAAACACCAAAAAGCCAAGAAAGAAGAGAACUUGGAAGCCUUCUCAAAAGAACUACUAAAGUCCAAGUUGGCUACCCCUCCAAAGACAACCAUAAACACAAGUGACCAGGAACACCAAAAAGCCAAGGAAGAGAACUUGGAAGCCUCCUCAAAAGAAUUAACUUCCAAGAUGGCUACUUCUCCAACAGAAACCAAAACCACAAGUGACAAGGAGUACCAAAAAGCCAAGGAAUUCGAGAAGUUGCAUAACUUGUUGAAAGAACUAAUUUCCAAGUUGGUUACUCUUUCAAAAAGAAACAUAAGGACGCGUGAGCAGGAGUAUCAAAAAGCCAAGGAAGAGAACCUGGAAGACCCCUUAAGACGUAAAGAAGUGUUCACAACUGUUGAGAAACUAAAGUCUCUUACGGCUACUCUUCUAAAACAAUACAAAAAAUCAAAUGACCAGGAGCACCAAAAGACCACAGAAGACUUCUCAACAGUUCCAAAAGGUGACAAACUUGCAGAAGACUCUUUGGGGCAUGUUCAAAAUGAUUCAUCAGCAACCUCUUCUAUUCAACUACCCCCAACCUGGAAAUUGAGAGAGUCCCUCUCAGGAACAACCCCUAUUUUACCUCCAGUUCAACCAGCACCUGUGGUCAAUGAGGAAGGAAGGUUGGACCAUCAAACUAGGAGGCCUCAAUUCACUGUCAGUCAUCAGAGGACAACACCAUACCCUUGUAUUUACUGUGGAAGCGUGUCAAGACCACGCUCGUGCUGCUAUUCAAAGGCAAUACAAUCUCUAAAGAACUUGGAGAGGAGGUUUCGAUAUCAUGCUAUUCGACACCAGAUGGAAAGAUACUUCCAGAACCAGCCUGAUGUUUGUGACCAGUGCAAUGGGGAUACCUUGCCUGGAUACCAAACUCGGAUGAAUUCCUCCUUUUUGACUAAUUCCCGAAGGCAGGCGGCCCUGGCCAUGUCAAACGGAGACCCGGCGGCCCUGGCCAUGUCAAACGGAGACCCGGCGGCCCUGGCCAUGUCAAACGGAGACCCGGCGGCCCUGGCCAUGUCAAACGGAGACCCGGCGGCCCUGGCCAUGUCAAAUGGGUACUGCUCCAGUAUUGGCGAUGAGGAUGAUGAUGAUGGCUUUACUUUAAUGUAUGCCUCCAAAAACUUAAAGGGCCCUUUCCACUGUCCCUGUUGUUUAGAAAUCUUUAGUCAUCCAGGAGACUUUCUUAUCCACCUGAAAAAACAUUCCGGUAUCAAAGUUGGCGUCUUGCUUCAAAAACCCAGUUAUUAUCUGUGCCCUUAUUGUGAACAAACCUUCGACUCUUCAGAAAGCAUGCUGGCACAUCAGUGCUCCAACCAGUGAGCUGGGGAGGUAUGCUGUCUGUUGUUCAUAGACUUAAUUUCCAUUAAUCAACAAUUUGCCUAUAGAAUGGAAAGGGACUGGGAGAGGAGGUAUAAUCUGUUUGGUUCUGGUUAGAAUGACACAGUGAUGAAAUGUAGUAACCUAGUUAAGUAAGGGGAACUGGAAAGGAGGAAAAGUGUGAAAGGCUAGUAGAAAUAGGGAAAGAAAGUAUAAUAUAAAAUAGGAAGCCUCAAGGGAGGAACACACUUGCCAUUGGAGAAAAAUAAACUAUAAUCUCAGUCCCAGUAUCUAGCUUGUCUCCCUAAAAUUUAGUAAUAUACAAGUAGAGCUAUUUAUCUAAACAAGCUAAGGUAUGUAAAAGAUCAUCUUGAAGUUGAUUUUUAGCCAGCUUCAAAAGGUUCUUAAUGUUUAUAAACAUCAGCUCAGAGGCCUACUUAUCAGGCUUGUGAUACUGAUAUUUGGUCUGAUCCGUCUGUGUAAAGGUUAGAAUGGAUGGACAUCUCAGACAUGGUAUCUGCUAUAUGGUUUUAAAUGUUUUUAUCUAAAUAAAGUACUUUAAAAAA
Sarcophilus harrisii (Tasmanian devil) is the source of this 2852-nucleotide messenger RNA. Its product is annotated as neurofilament heavy polypeptide-like. The record is from RefSeq and is a predicted model, not a curated record. NCBI's taxonomy places the organism in Eukaryota, Metazoa, Chordata, Mammalia, Dasyuromorphia, Dasyuridae. The coding region runs from base 112 to 2289 and encodes 725 amino acids. The transcript has 14 exons.